CAGCUGGGGAAAGGAAGGAACUCGGAAGAGCACUUUUCCCACCGCCAUCUCCCGCGGUGAAAGAAGUCGUGGUCGUGGCCUUUGCGUGUCGCCGACUGAUUUUCUUCCCCCACCCACUGCAAUGAUGUCAACAGACUGGUACGAAGGAAAGUGGGAGCCUAUAAAUAGGCCGACCGAGGAAGAAGAUGGACACAACCGAAUCAAUUCCUUCGAGAGAGAUCUCUCUCCUCAAUUCGCCAGAACACAACCGAAGCAAGAAAGAGUACUUAUUGCUUUCUUCCCUCGCCUCCUGGAGUUUUCUCGUUUGUCUUCGAAGGUAAGCAUCCAAUCCAACUUUCCCCUAAACCCUACUUUCCCUUUUUUUCCCCAAUUCCGAUCGUUUGCACGACUUAGUCUGGGGUUCUGCAUUCCAUUUGAUCGGAUCAGUUAGAAUGCGAUCGGAAUCCUUGUCAGUUGACCUUAAAUCGGGAAAGAGAGAACUUUCGUUUCAGUUCCGAUUCCCUCAAGGGAUGGAGCCGAAAUCUGAAGCUUCGGCUUCUGAAAUGGAGAUGAAAUUGAAGAUUAAGGACAAAGCUCCACAUGGUGAGAAGGCAAAGGAGGAUAAGGUUGAGUUGGAGCUUGAAUUGAAGACCAAGUCCCUCGAAAAGGAGGACAAGAAGAAGAAAAAGGAGAAGAAGAAAGUGGAUGAUGAUGAUAAACCAGAGAAAGAAGAGAAGAAGAAGAAAGAUGAGAAAGUGAAGGAGAAGAAGAAGGUUAAAGGAGAUGAGAAACAUGAGGAAGAGGGCGAGAAGAAGGUUGGAGAUGGAGAUGGUAAAGAGAAGAAGAAAGAUAAGAAAGAGAAGGAGAAGGAGAAGGAGAAAGAAGUGAAGGGUAAAGGAAAGGAGGUUGAAUCGGAAGACGAGGAGUAUAGAAAUGAAAAGGGGUCUGAAGAGAAAAAUAAAAAGAAGAAGGACAAAGAUGUAGCAGACAAAGGCAAACAGAAAGAAGAUAAGAAGAAGGGCAAGAAUCACGAGGGUGAGAAGGAUGAAAGUGAGGAGAAAGUAGAGAAGGGAGAUGAUAAGAAGAAGAACAAAAAACAUGAAGAUGAAAGGGAUGAAACUGACAAGAAAGAAGAGAAGGGAGAUAAGAAGAAGAAACCGAAAGAUGAAAUAGGCGAAGAUGGAAGCAAAAAGAAGAAAAAGGACAAGGAGAAUGAUGGUGUAAAGGAAAAAGAAGUGAAGGGAGAUGAUGAGAAAAAGGAGAAGGAACAGAAGGAUGAAAGCAAGAAGAAGAAGAAAGAGAAGAAGGACAAGGGAAACGAGGACGAAGUGGAUGGAGGUAAAGGGAAAGAAGAGAAGGGAGGUAAGAAGGAAAAGGAGAAGAAAGAGAAGGGUAAAACUGAUGAAGAUGAGAAUAGGAAGAAGAAAGAGAAGAAGGAGGACAAGGAAGAGAAAGCAAAGAAGGUCGAGGAAGAGGUUGACAAGGCAGAAGUGACAUCCAGCUCCAGGGGUAUUGAGACCAAAGGUGAUGUGAAAGAAUCAGAAGGCGAAGCAGAGGAUGACGUGAAGAAGAAUGAAGGCAAGGAUGGUAAAGAUAAGAUAGAGAAAGGGAAGAGUGAUAACAAAAAGAGGAAACUUGAUGAGAAGGGCAAGACCAAGGAUGUGGAGAAGCUGAAAAACAAGUUGGAGAAGAUCAAUGGGAAAAUACAAGUUCUCAUGGACCAGAAAGCUGACAUUUUGAGGCAGAUUGAAGAAGCUGAGAGUGGGACUGCGAAGGACACAGCUGUUAUAGAGAAUGUGGAGUAGUUGUAAGCUCUGUGUUUCUCCUGUCAUGUGACAUCUAUGUCUCCGUGGCAAAGAUGAUUAAGUUCUGAAACACCUAUAAUAAAUUCAGUAUCUUUCCUCGUUAAAAGAAAACAACACUAACUUUCCCGCAGUUAUCUGUUACAAUUUCAGUUCUUAUUUCCAAUACUCUGCCUCGAAAGUGGACAACGGAUACAAUCAUGUUUAAUUGACCUUCACUGGCUCAGUGGUGAGGCCAAACCCAAAUGGGAAAAGGGGGUCAUAAUUUUCGUCCCCAACAUUCAUAGGGAGCUGAUCAACUCUCUUGAACCAUGUUCUGGGAAGCUUUCCAGUGAAGCCAUAGUCACCAAACAGCACGUCGGUCACACCCUGACCUUCACUUCCAGGGAGCCAAGCUGCAAUUAGGGCAUCCAUCGAGUCCAUGUAGGGUUCAAUCACCACGGGACGGCCAGAGAUAAGAACUACAACACAUUUCAUAGUUCCACAAACAUUCUGAAUGAUGCUUGGGCCAGGAUUAGGUGCAUUUGGUGAACGAAAUAUCGAACCGGAAGUGCGAUCAUUGCCACUGAAUCCUUGCCAUUCAAUUGACCAUCCACCACACUGGUAUCCAAGAUUAUCAGCAUGGGAACCUGCAACAAGUAUCUUCGGAGCCUUGGUAGAGAGUGGCAGCAUCGGCUGGUUACUAUCUUUCCCGUUCUUCAACAGCACAAGUGAUUUCCUUACUGCUUCUCUCGCCAAUUCUCUAUGUUC
Messenger RNA from Linum tenue, 2531 nucleotides. The record is from the annotation of a GenBank genome assembly. NCBI's taxonomy places the organism in Eukaryota, Viridiplantae, Streptophyta, Magnoliopsida, Malpighiales, Linaceae.